GUUUACGAUAGCGGGAGAAGAAUAAGGCACGGCAAGGGAAAUGAAAGGGAAGAAGCCAAGGAGGAGUUUAUAAGGAACAUGAAGCUAUUGGAAGGUGAGCUGGGAGAGAAGCUCUACUUCAAUGGAGACAGAUUUGGAUUUUUGGACAUUGCUCUUAUUACAUUCUCUUGUUGGAUCCACACAUAUGAGACAUUUGGGGGCUUUAGUGUGGAGAAGGAAUGCCCUAAGCUGAUGAUUUGGGUGAGGAGAUGCAUGGAAAGGGAGAGUGUGGCAAGGACACUUCCAGCUCCUCUAGAGGUCUAUGUCAUUGCCUGCAUGGUGAGGAAGAAACUAGGGUUUGAGUAG
Phalaenopsis equestris is the source of this 345-nucleotide messenger RNA. RefSeq names its product probable glutathione S-transferase parA. Lineage: Eukaryota; Viridiplantae; Streptophyta; Magnoliopsida; Asparagales; Orchidaceae. The annotation marks the transcript as partial. Gene Ontology annotation, biological process: glutathione metabolic process. The transcript has a single exon. Gene Ontology annotation, molecular function: glutathione transferase activity. Gene Ontology annotation, cellular component: cytoplasm. The record is from RefSeq and is a predicted model, not a curated record.